CUGGUCACUGUUCGUCUUCAAGAAAGACAAGCGAGGGUUUUCUUUAUCUUACACUGAGUGGUCGGAGACCAAAGAAGAAGAAAGCGACGAUCAAUCAUGGCUAUGGCAAGCUUCGCUAGACGGAAGGCUUACCUUCUGUCGAGAAAUUUAUCCCCGGAGACUCUCAGGUACUCCCUGUCUCUAGCUUCUUUCUCCAGGGGAUUCGCUUCGGGAUCUGACGAAAACGACGUCGUCGUCAUUGGUGGUGGCCCUGGUGGGUAUGUCGCCGCCAUUAAAGCGGCUCAGCUUGGUCUCAAGACCACUUGUAUCGAGAAGCGUGGCGCCCUUGGUGGCACCUGCCUUAACGUUGGCUGCAUCCCGUCCAAGGCACUGCUGCAUUCUUCCCAUAUGUACCACGAGGCAACACAUGCAUUUGCCAGCCAUGGGGUGAAAUUUCAAUCUGUUGAGGUAGAUUUGCCAGCCAUGAUGGCGCAGAAAAAUAAAGCUGUGUCUAAUCUUACUCGCGGUAUUGAAGGUUUAUUCAAGAAAAAUAAGGUAAGCUAUGUGAAAGGAUAUGGCAAAUUUACCUCCCCAUCCGAAGUCUCUGUGGACACCAUUGAUGGUGGGAAUACUGUUGUAAAAGGCAAGAAUAUUAUAAUUGCAACUGGUUCUGAUGUGAAAUCUCUGCCUGGUGUCCCUAUUGAUGAAAAGAAAAUUGUAUCAUCAACUGGUGCCCUUUCUUUGUCGGAAAUCCCCAAGAGACUUGUGGUCAUUGGGGCAGGCUAUAUUGGGCUGGAAAUGGGAUCAGUAUGGGGCCGACUUGGCUCUGAGGUAACUGUUGUUGAGUUCGCCCCAGAUAUUGUUCCAACCAUGGAUGGGGAAGUUCGAAAGCAGUUCCAGCGUUCUCUUGAAAAGCAAGGAAUGAAAUUCAAGCUGAAAACUAAGGUGGUAGGAGUGGAUGCUUCUGGGGACGGUGUGAAGCUGACAAUUGAACCAGCAGAUGGAGGUGACACGAGCACUAUCGAAACAGAUGUUGUUCUUGUAUCUGCUGGUAGGACUCCAUUCACAGCUGGACUUGGGUUGGACAAGAUUGGAGUUGAAACUGACAAGGUGGGACGGAUUUUAGUUGAUGAAAAAUUUAUGACAAAUGUGCCUGGAGUUUAUGCAAUUGGAGAUGUGAUUCCAGGUCCAAUGUUAGCACACAAAGCAGAAGAGGAUGGGGUAGCUUGUGUAGAGUACAUUGCUGGUAAGGUUGGCCAUGUCGAUUAUGACAAGGUCCCUGGGGUUGUGUAUACACAUCCUGAGGUCGCAUACGUUGGGAAGACUGAAGAGCAGGUGAAGGCACUUGGAAUUGCGUAUUGUGUGGGGAAGUUCCCUUUCUUGGCUAAUAGUAGGGCUAAGGCAAUCGAUGAUGCCGAAGGACUGGUAAAGAUAUUGGCUGAAAAGGAGACAGACAAGAUUUUGGGGGUGCAUAUUAUGGCACCCAAUGCAGGAGAGCUCAUUCAUGAAGCGGCCGUAGCCUUGCAGUAUGGUGCAUCGAGUGAGGACAUAGCACGUGUUUGCCAUGCACAUCCGACAAUGAGCGAGGCUGUAAAAGAAGCUGCAAUGGCCACUUUUGACAAGCCCAUUCACAUUUGAUCACCUCGUUACUUGGUUUCCAUUUUGCCCAACAUUUUUUACCUUGUGUUCCAAGCAGAUUCAGGUGUUUAAAUCCUGAUUGGCUCUUCACUUGCUUAUAUUUCUAAUAAUUUACUGAUAUUCAUAAUAACAAGAGUAACUGUGUUCAUUUUAUUCUCUCAAUGCAAUGCUUUUUUGACUGCC
Messenger RNA from Neltuma alba, 1800 nucleotides. RefSeq names its product dihydrolipoyl dehydrogenase, mitochondrial. Gene Ontology annotation, biological process: 2-oxoglutarate metabolic process; pyruvate metabolic process. Gene Ontology annotation, cellular component: mitochondrion; oxoglutarate dehydrogenase complex. Lineage: Eukaryota; Viridiplantae; Streptophyta; Magnoliopsida; Fabales; Fabaceae. Bases 97 to 1617 code for a protein of 506 amino acids. The transcript is spliced from 2 exons. The record is from RefSeq and is a predicted model, not a curated record. Gene Ontology annotation, molecular function: flavin adenine dinucleotide binding; dihydrolipoyl dehydrogenase (NADH) activity.